AUGGAAGGACGCGCCGGUUCGAGUUCCGCAAGACCUGAUGAAUGGGGUCCGGCCGUGGCCAGCGGCGACGCGACCAAGCUAGCCGAGCUGGUGCUGCUUUGGUCCGGUUUGAAGCCCGAGCGGGCUCUGUCGGUUAUUAGAGACUGUGUCUCUGUGCUGGAAAAAGAGGUUGCGCUUUCGACUCCGGGUUCUUCUCCCCUCCGUGCGACCCCGACUACGCUUGGUGGGUCCGUUGUUUUCGUGUGA
Molecule: messenger RNA, 246 nt
Organism: Ectocarpus siliculosus
Lineage: Eukaryota; Phaeophyceae; Ectocarpales; Ectocarpaceae
Source: the annotation of a GenBank genome assembly